AUGUCAGUUAAAUUAAACACAUACGAUAAGUUAGAUGUUGUGAAGCUAUCAAAGGAGAAGGUAAUUUAGUUGCAUGAGUUAAUUAUUAAAUUGAUUGCAGUAAAAAAUGUCAAAGGGAGUUAACAUUGUAAGUUUUAAAGCUUUCUUGCAUCACUAGAGUAUCAUACCAUACCAUACGUUUAAUUUAGAUGCAUUCAUUGAUAUACUAUUGAUUACAGUACACAGUUAAAUGGUACAGGCCAGAAACUGUUAACAUUCUAAAUGUUUCUAUUGCCUUGAUCAGUAUUUGUUUGUUCCUCAUUGUAUUGAGUCAAACCUUUGCUAGUAAUGGACCCUUUCUCUAACAUAGACUUAAUCAUGGUCCCAGUCGCCAAUACUUAAGAGUACAUUUUUGGUCGACCUUCCUUAAGUGCAAAUCUCUCGUAAAUUGCUUAGCCCUGCAGCCUUGCAGACACUUACAUAUAAAACACUGCAUAUAUUGACCUUUGUGAAACGGACCCAGGAACUUUCAAGCACUUUUUGCAUAUUGACGUUUGUGAAGUGGACACCUCUUCUAAAAGUGACACUAACCAGUCAUGGACUGAAGCACUUACAAACUCGGCAUUUGACCUUUGUGAUGCAAACAUGUGUUUUUUACCUGUAGGUGGACACUUCUCUUCGUCACAGUGAUGUCCACUUAUAUACGAAUGGGAGGCUGAUGACUCUUUAAAAAUAUAGCUGUGACAUAAAAUUGAAGUAAUACUAGGUAUAUACCUAUCGAUAGAGUGCCAACGAGCAAAUCAUGCGUAUUUUGCUUAGGAAUAAAAUUCCUUUUUUUCCAUUUGAUCGUUUCUUGGUCCCUUCCUGUUGCAAGGAUUAUUUUCUUGAAACGUUCUCAGAUUCAGUCUGGUGGCUUUACAAACCUGUUAUGUAAAAGUGUGAAGUGCCUUGAAAGAAUAAAGUCAGCUUUGCAGAGGAAGCGAUCGGGAAUAUUAUUAAGUCCAGCUACAAUUCUACUGUCAGUUCGGUUUCACAUUGUUGAUAAAUAUUUGCACAGUUUAAUCAUUUAAACCUCCUUUUAAAUUUCCCGAGGCUUUUUGUUAUCGGAUUGAAACUUAGAAUGAUUCGCUGGGCCAUCUGAAAUGUUUCCAAGGACAUGCGAUGUACGGCACUUGUCGGUGUUUAAUUUUGUACUGAACUCGGCCACGUUUCGAAAAAAUGGCGUUGUUUUCUUUUCCUUUGUCAUUCGCUUUAGCCUUGUAAUUCGUUUUUGUUCUCAUUGUUUUUGUUUGCUGGUUAGAUUUUUUCCCCAACACCAGAUUUUCCAACAGGCGACGACUGCAUUCGUCGUGUCAAGCUUUCCUUAUCUCCUCGUGUAAUCUGAUCCUUUUAGUGGUGAGAAUAUUGCUUGCUGCACAUAGAACACUUUCGCUGUUUUACAAACUUCUCUUCGUUAAAACUUAACAUUAUGGCCCCUAAAAUUAAUAGAAUAUAUCAAGUGCUCAUGUCUCUUGACUGCGCUGGCCGGGUUUGACGAAAAAAUUUAGGUAAAUAAACACAGGAAAUCGCGACGGCGGGAAGUGUGUGAAAUUUUUGUUUGUUAUUCAACUUGAGCCCAUGUGCCAGGUACUUCCUUUUGAUUGGUUCACAACUGACCACUUGGUCUCAGGGGAAUCUACAUUACAUUGGGUUACACUUUUUUCAGCUCGAUCGAGAAUUUUUCUGCCUAUUGCCCAGUCUUGCGCGGCUCUAUUCUGCUGCCGCCUCGCCAUCCGAGUGUCUUUGCUCAGAUGGCUCGUUGGCAAUUAUUUAUUGAUAAUAUAUUUUUCAUUAAGUUGUUCAAGUAAUAUUUAAUGUGGUGAUCUUAUUAAAUUAUUAUUUACACUCCUUAGGGAAACCUUUAAAGCAGAGACUCAAUGGCGCAGCAUCAAGACCUUAAAAGAAAAGGAGGUGCUGAUCCUGAUCAUCAGAUGUCAAGAAAUCAUGCCCCUCCUCCUCUAAGUAUUGAAGUGCCUAAAAUGAGUGAUCUUCCAAACAAGUCAAAACCAUGGAGUGAUGUACACCUUCCUGUUGACAUUCUUUUGUUGACAGUAGAAGACUGCGAGUUUUUAGCUUGUUAUGCUUUCUUGAAAAAUUCUAUUAAAAGUUAUCACCAGAAUCUGGGAUUCGUGUACUUUGGGACCAUGGGUGAAACUGGAGAAGAGGCACUGAAAGUUGCUUUAAUGAGAUGUUAUGAAGGCUGUUCUGCUCCAGGUGGCUCUCUAGUCACUGCUAAGAAUGCAGUGCAGGAACUGAGACCCAAGGCUGCUUUCUUAGUCGGCUUUUGCAUGGGAUUAAACACACAAGCCACCAAACUAGGGGAUGUAGUGUUAUCCUCUAAACUUUCAACUGAACAAUUCACAGCUCCAGUAAGAAGAAAUAUUGGCAAACUUAACUUGUUUUCAAUUGAAGGCUGGAAUCCACCAUUAAAAGAUCCAGUAGGUGAAGAAACAGUACAGGUACACCGUGACAGUGACAUAUUCAGUGAUAGUCAAUUCAUCACCAAGCAACGCCGUAUAUCUCAAUCUCGCGUGAUUGCAGUUGAAAGAGAAGGGGAAGGUAAGAUUAUCUACAUAUUUAACUAUUGCAACAAUUUGAUGUAUAGCAUUCAAUUUGAGGUCUAGAGUAGAGCUCUAAAUUGUCCUUUUUGGCAACAGCUUGUGACCAUGGAAAAUCACAGUACUUUAUUGGUUUGUUGACCAUGGUUGGCAAUGUUGUCAGUGAUCUAUAAUAGGGUGCAAACAUGCAGCUGGUUUCUUAUGGUAUUAAUAAUUCAUACGUCAACCGUUUACACAAAAAUAUUUUGGAGAAGUAGUCCACAAGUUAAAUAUUUUGCAAGGGAACAUAAAUUGUUAAGCUUAAUUAUUAUAAAAACACAAUUGAAUUUAGUGAUUACACUGCAGAGAAAAAUUUACAGCUUUGCUAGAUUCUUGCAUGUUCACAAAGGAUUGGACAAAUUAAGCUUUUAAGUAAGAGCCAAGGCUGUAAUUAGAAUCAUCUUUUGUUAAUCUGUUUUUCUUAUACCACUUACAGGACUGUUUGCUGCAGCUCAUGAUAUGAACAUUGAAUGGGUGAUUGUUAAAGGGAUAUCACAUUUUUCUGAUGAUAGCAACGCUCCUGAUGAGUCCUGGAAGUCAUUUGCUUCCAUCAUGGCAGCUUCUCUUGUGUCCAACAUGUUAAAUGAUCCAGUUGUUUUUAAAGAAUGGCCUCACUAUGAAGGUAAAAUUGCAACAUCCCUGUUCUAAUGAGUGAUAAUAAAUUAUUAAUAGUGAUGAAUUUUCUGUUCAGAUAAUUAUUUUUAUGUUGGCUGCUUCAAUAGCAUCCUUGAAAACGAUUGUCAAACGACGGCCUGCAAAUAUCAGUAGAUGGAGUGACUUUUCGCUGAAAGCAUACUGUAUAAGUUUUUUUUGAGUUUGUUAAACUUAAACAAGAAUAAACGCCUCCUAUCUAUUAAAUGCCCCCAAUGGUUCAAGUUUUUCUCUCUGUUUGAAACUGAAAUACAUACAUUAAUAUUAGAAGACCAAAUAACAAAGGCCAAAAGUAAAAUUUGUCUUGAGGGGUUUUCAAAUUUAUAACUCUUUUUUUCUUCACAGACUUGACAGCAAAGAAUCAACCAGACAAACAGAUGCCAGGUACUAUAUUCCGUCAAUUUUUUACACUAUAAAUCCAGGAGUUUUUCCAGAUUAAAUGAUUGAACACUGGUUUCACUAAUAUAAACAUUAAUCUUUUAAAGUUGUUUGUCACGUCUGAGCCCUCUUGCACUUUUUUAUUUACAAAUAAUAAUUUUUUUUUAUUGCAAUAAGACAGGUCUUUGCCGAAAAGAGCAGUCUCUUUUUGUCUGAUAUUUAAUCCCUUCCCCCCUUAAAAAAAAAAAUUGCUGACAAAUGCCGUUUGAAGCCAUGAGUCAGGCGGCUUUCUGGUCAGUAUCUGGCCAAAAAGAACCAAAACUGCCCAAAACACUGUAUUUCCUUGAAUAAUAUUAGCCGGGGUGAUUAUUUCUUUCUUCGCCUCAAAAGUGGGCUAUUAUUCGAGGGAGGCGUUUAUUUCAAAUGUUGCUCACUGGAAGUCGUACCCCAAAUAUUUUGUUUUAUUAUCCCAUUAUAUCAAAAAAUUAUCACAUCAAAUAAACUGCAUGAAUAUGGGCCUUUUAAGUGUUCCAAAUUUGGUUCCUUGAGAUUGUAAUUUUCAGAGCUUGAAUCAUCACUGAUCAGUUUUGCUGGAUCACUGAUUCCACUUCAACUUGACAGGAAGGGGAUAAAAGAAAGUGAAGAUGGCAUGAGGGGUGGGGAGGGGGGUGAUUAUUCGAGGGAGGUGAUUAUUUUAAAUAUUUCCAUCAAAGGGGUCAAGAUUAUUCGAGGGAGGCGAUUACUCGGGGGACAGCUAUUUAUUCAAGGAAGUACAAUACUUUAAAUUGAACACCGUGCUGCCUUUUGUUCCUUAUGCUAAUUAAUCUCAGUUUUGUUUUGAAAAGUAACACAAACCACUCAACUUUUCCCUUUUUGCUUUCCUUGCCCCAUGUUUUCCCAUAAUGUUGGACAUUAUAACUAAGGCUUCAUUUUGGUGCGACAGACAUUGUUAAGUGAAACAAGAUUCCCUUAUCUUCUUCAAAAUAAACGUUUUGUCUUUUCAAUGUUUCAGUUUUCUUUGUGUAUUAAUUUAGGAAAUGCCCAAUUUAAUAAUUAUUGAAAGUGAUGUUGUGGAAGGGGGUCCACUCCCAAACUUUCUGUCAGUAUGAUAUAUUCUAUUCUGCCAUCCACCAAACCCCACUAAAAAGCUAGAUUAUAAAAGGAAAGAACAUUAAAACUUACAGAUUUAACUCCACUGGACAAUAUCAAAUGAUCACUGGGUCAUUCCUGGUGCUGUUUCCUUUAAUUAAUUUAUGAUAUUUUAUUCAUGAUAUUUCUGCAAAUUGACUGUCCAGUACCCCUCUUGUAAAAAAAUAUAUAGUUAUUAAAAAAUACUUCUUGGAAAUGAUAAAAAAUUCUUGAUAAUAGAUUCUGUAUGCCUUGAGGAGUGCCAGAAACAGCUGCGAUCACUUUAUGAAACCAGUAGUAAAGUCAGAAUCAUUCCAUGGGACCAGAACUCUGCUGUUGAUAUUGACAAGAUCUACACAGACUUGUCUUGGAUCAUGGAUGACAGGACACCCAGGGGAGUGGUACAAGAAAACCUUGACCACUACACUGAGAUUUUUGCUCACAGAGAACCUCGUCAUGCACCCAAGCGAAUUUUGGUUUAUGGACAACCAGGUAAGUGAGUGAAUGAAGUAAAAAAUUUAAUUGUCUUAAUUUAACUCACAGGAGGAUAAAAUAUAAGUACAUGCAAAAGUCACAUACAAUAACAGUAACACAGAAACCAUUGGUCCACUGGCAUUAAAUUAAUUGACACAAGGUGUUAGCAAUUUAUUAAAUGCAUUGUAUCAGCUAGUGAUGUGCAGGUUUCUUGAGUGUUUUGCUGACAUAUUGUACAUUCCAAGUGGGAUAGAUUGUUACCAUGCUGUCAAACCAAAUGUAGCAUUUGGUCUGUUGCUGUUAUAAAAAAAUAAAAGUUAAAAAACAAAGUUUUUCUGUUUAAUCAGUCUGAUAAUAAACAAUAUAUUUAUUGGCUUUACAUAGCAAUCAUGACAUACACUCUAGGCUCCAAUUUAGUGUCGUAAAUUAUAAUGGUUAAAACAUUGUGACUCAAUUUUAUCUAAAAUUCAACUUUAUUUAAUACCGAGAGCUAAAAAAAUAAAACUAAAAAGAAAUCUUCCAAGGAUAAAAUCGCACCAAAUUAAAGCUUUGCCACAAUCGACUGAUGACUGACAGCAGUUUGGCCCAGUUGGUUGAAGGCUGAUCAGUGCUUGCAACCUGGGGUAAAUUUUGUCUCAAGAUCUGGAUCUGCCACUGUUAACCUGGGUUUCUUUUUGUUUUUAAUUAUCAAAAGCAUUUUCUUGGAUUUUUCUCUAUUCUUUUUUGAUGAUCUAAUCAUCAAAUUUUAGACAAAAAGAAUUACCCGGUAAACUAAAAUUUGGUAUUUAAGCUUUCGUGUCUGAAUUCAAAUUUUGCGCUAUCCCUGGCUUAUCUUAACCCAGCCUUGAACAACUGGGCCCUAAAUAGUCUGGGUAUUUCACAGUUUUAUGAAGGAUUUAUUUCCAUUGUCUUCAUCAUGAAUAAUUUUGAAUAUUAAAUGAGAUACCAUUUUUGAUGAAUAUAACUCUAGUCUCUAAUCAAAGCUAAGAAUUCCAAAAUGCCCCCUUAGAGGAAGGGAAACAUCUUUUAAGGCCACCGAUAUCUUGCUCACUCUGCAUAUGAUGUAAAAAGUUUAAACAUAAUUCCGUUAAAAAAUUAAUAGAAUAAAUAAUUUCUCUUUAAGUUUUAUGAAAAUUAUCAAUUGAAAUUUCAAUAUUUUAGAUUCCACUUCACGUGACUUCACAUAAUAAAAGUAAAACAAAUCUUUUGACAGUUUGUUGUUAUUGUCACCUAGGUAUCGGCAAGACUGUUUUCACGAAGAAAGCAACUUUUGACUGGUCCCAGCAGAGAUAUUCAGAAACAUUAGGAGCAUUUGAUCUUGUCCUUCUGGUGAGAUUACGUGAUGUUAGUAAUCUCCAAGAUGUUCCGUCCAUUCUGAGGGCUUCUGAAGUGCUGGAUAGUAAUGGUGCAAUUUCCGUAGACAACCUGUAUGAUUACAUUUGUCGCCAUCAAGAAAAAGUCUUGCUUAUCUUGGACGGCUACGAUGAAUAUGUUUACAGUUCAAAAAACGAGUCUCCUGUCUUCAAAAUCUGGAAAAAAAGUCAAUUAAGAGAUUGUUGUGUUGUAAUUACUUCAAGAGAAAUGAAAGCUGAGAAGUUGAGAAAUUGUAGUGAUGCUCAAUUCAAAAUUGACGGCUUCAAUCGUCAACGCCAAAAAGAGUUCGCUCGUAGAUUUUUGAAAGAUGAUAAAGAUAUUCAAGAGUUUUUUAUGUACUUAUGGCAGCACAACCUAAGUGAACUAGCACAAAUUCCCCUACUGCUCUUAAUGUUGUGCUUGCUCUGGACAAGAACAACACGUGAAGAACUACCAAAAGAACGCGCAGACAUCUUCGCCCAGUUCAUGACGACCAUGUUUGAUCACAUGUGUGAAAAACAGUCUGCUGAAGAAUCGGUUUCUGCCAAAGAUUACUCAGAUGAAUUAUACGCAUUAGGACGCUUGGCCUUUGAAGCCCUUUUGCAAGGCCAGCUUUAUUUCCCUGUUAGUCAGUUACCUGCUGGCUACAGUUUGAUCGAGAGGCUGAUUGAAGUCGGCCUUUUUCAGGUUUUAAAUAUGGCGAGUUUGAAUCGUGAAAAAGGCGUGUACUUUAUUCACAAAUCCGUCCAAGAAUACCUGGCUGGGAAUUUCCUGAAAGAAGAGCUGACAUCUAAAAAGGCUGAAAGUACAAAUUCCCUCUUAAAGUUGGACUCAGUUAAAAAGAUCCGAGAGAUGUUCGAGGUUUUAAAAUUUGCUGUUCAGUUGUCAGAAGAAGCCACGCGCGACAUUCUGAUUCAACUUGGAAUGAAGAGCGGACUGAAAGAGUUCAAAUUCGACAACGAAACACCGUCACAGUGGGACUUGUCGGAAGAACAAACAGAUUUUAUUAAUUUUUGUAAUCAGUUAUUUUUCUACUGCUCAGCUGAGACAAGAAAAAACCUCUUUCCUACAUUUCUUUCCUCUUUAGGAGGAGUUCUUGUAAUUGAUGAAAAGCAGCUAAAUAUUAUCGUAGAGGAAAAAUUAGUUCAAACUACCGAAACACCCAACUACGUUUUUUUUCGUAAAUCCUCUUGGUAUACAGAGCAGGACUAUAGUAAUUUAAUCAUUUUAACACAACAAUUAAACGCAGUUAUUGUUAGCUCUGCAGGAGAAAAGAAAGCAUCAGAAUUUUUAAGCAACUCAACAUGGCGUAGGAUUGGUGAAUUUUUUUUAAAGAAAGAAGAAAACAACACUCACCUUUAUUUAGCUAAAAUUGUUAAAUAUGAAGAUCAGUACAUUCCUUUUCCUUGUGAUAUAAUAAAGGCGCUUAUUAAUAAACAAGAGACAACAAAGAAGACAAACAUGAAUGGUGAUGAGUCAAGUGAAGACAGCAGCAGCAGCUGUUGUUCAAAGCGUCAUGGUCUCUCCAGGGUUUGGAGGAUUGUAGCUCAGGAUGUGAACAGGUCAGAAAUGGAACUGAUGAGUGAGAUGAUGCCGUUUAUCACCGCUCCACACAGGAUAAUAGUUUGGGGUGACCACCGUGAAGUGUUUGAUGCUGAGGUAACAGAGUCUCUGCUGAGGAGCAUCCAAGUAACACACAAACUGAAGGCAUUAAGACUCGAGCAGAUCAAUGUAACAUCAUCACCUGCUGUGGAGUUCAUCAGCAAUUUAUUUAAAAAAGCACCAAACUUGGAGUCGCUCAACAUGUCAUGGAAUCCUCUUCUGGGUGCAGGAGUAGACAGCUUGAUUAAACAUCUCAGCUGCGCUCCUCACCUGAAGUAUCUGGAGCUUUCAUAUGUGAAGAUGACUCCACAGCAGGUGAUGGAUCUGUCAUCAGCCAUCAAGCAGCACGGCAACAUCACUUAUCUGGAGUCAUUCUACCACGUAAGUUUUCCAAUUUUAUCGCAAUUUGUUUCUUUAUUCUUUGUUUACAGUUUAUUUCUACUCAGCUCUUGCCUUUCGCCAUUUUCAUUUCUUUGUCAUUUUUAUACUCGACAAAACACGAGAUUUACUUUUGAAAUCAAAUCACAAACUUUAGCAGAUUCAAAGUAUCAUUUCAAAUUCAUUCCUUUUAAUUGAUUAAACUAAAUCCAAAAAAAUGUUUUCACCGAGAACAAGUAAAUUAAUCUGAAGGUGUUUUCACUGUGCAAAAUAAUGGAUCAGCGAGCAGAUAUGAAAUUUCUCUUUGAGUCUGGUUCAACUCGAUAUGAGCUCACUUAACAAACUUGUGAUAUAUGUAUUAACACAAAAAUUCCAUGGUAUUAAUUUCUCAAUCAAUUUUAAUUCAUUACUUUUCAUAAAAUAAUGAAUAACAAGCAUAAAAUCAAAAAAUGUUCCGUUCAUGUUCAAUUCAAACAAACAAAAUUUGCAAAAAUCAAGAGAAAAAAAGUUAACCACUUACAGUUUCACUUAUCGCUAAGGUUUUCGUAAAAUCAGCUAAACUCAAGUAAAGUUUCUUUGAGAGUCCAGAAAACGAAGAAGUGUUUUUAGAGCUGUCCUUUUGUUUGAAUGUCCCUUGCGUUUCGGUAAAUGCUUGUCCUUCCGUAAAUAACCGCACUGUAGCGUAGGUUUUUGAGAUAGCGUUCCACAAAAAAUAUAAUUCCUCUGAAACACUUUGGAUGAAAUUUAACACCAUAAUUUAAUCACAGGUAAAAGCACUCCUACAUGGUACAAGGUGUCUAUUUUUGUCGGUUACUUGUUUUCCAGUUUUACGACGAAGACAACAAAUCCUGCGUCACUUUGCGUCGUGUAUGAAUGAGUUGAAGUUCAUAAAUGUAGUUUCCUUUAGCUUGCACAAAUCCUUUGUCAAAUUCCUGAGCACAUAAGACGAAUUUUUCUCCGAACUGACAUUUUACGGUGUUUUCUCAUUCUUUUUGUGUCCAUCUUGAGUAUUUUUGCGUUGAAAGUUUUCUUUGAUGAGCAAACUCAACUGAAGUGAACAACAAACUACAAAAUCAACAAACUGUCAUUCAAAGUGGCGUGAGAGAAGGCUUGUGACGUGGCGACAGCUGAUUGGUUAUAGAACUACCCACGUGGUAGAAUUUUCCCGCCUUUCGUUUGGCAGCGCAGCCAGCGUUUCCUCAGACGAGACGCAGGUUUUUUUGCGCCUCCCCUCCCAACCCCCACUAAAGAAAAACCAAUCGGUGAGAAUUUUAUCAGACCAAGAGUUAAUAGAAGAAAGGGCUCCAAGGUUUCAAUAAUUCGCACAUUUUUAGAGUAUAUUAUUUGCUUUUGUUGUUUUGAAAGUCGUGCAUGCAAAUUUUAGGGGUUGAAAAGUAGAAAGUGGUCUUUACGCUGCGAGCACCUUUAGAGUUGCGUCCAAGAAGUCAGAUGUAUUUUUUGUUGGUUUUUGUCGUUUUCCCCUCUUUUUCGUAUUUUUAACUCCUUUUUUCAACAGAACUUUAGUUCGUGAGGCCCUUGCUUUUUCUGUAUGUAGGUAAUUUCUAAUCACUAUUAAACGGCACAAAAAUUCGGAAAUUUGGGGCAGCAACCUAAAGGGUGGUUUACGCUAGCGACAGAGUCGGAGUUGGAGUCGUAAGAUCGCUUAUGACCUAGUGAAAAUCAAAAAUCAGAGGCGUAAGCAGAGUAACCUGAGAUCUGGCUGAGUUGAUCUAACCUGAGCUUUGCUUUGAAAAUUACAUUCGGGCGGCCAAGGCGAUUUUUUUAGCGGUAGCCGUUAGAGAGAAUGCAUGAGAACCGCUAAAAUUGGGCCUGAUCUCAGGUUAUAAGCGGAAUCAUAAGCACGCCGGAAUCGGAGUCAGAAGAAUUAGAACGUUUCCAUUUCUUCCGACUCCGCUUACGUUCCGCUUAUGAUUUAGUGAAAACCAGGUUGUCAGAAUCGGAAGCAGAAGGAGAAACUAAUCCCGAUGCACGUUCUCACGCUUUGUGAUUUGUUUGGUUCUUCCGCUUCUGCUUCCGACUCUGACAAUCUGGUUUUCACUAGAUCAUAAGCGGAACUUAAGCGGAAUCGAACACAAGCUCUGUGCUCACGGGCGGAUCUAGGGGGAGGGUGCAGGGGGUGCGCACCCCUCCCUGAGAUCACCUGCGGUUUUCUAAUACAACUGGUAUUCUGCAAAAAAAAAAAGAACUACGUGGUUUAUUGGUGUUGAAGUAGAGCAAGAGACGAGUGCACCCCCUCCUAAAAAAAAUCCUGGAUCCGCCCCUGGUGCUUUUGAUUAUGACUCCGACUCCGACUCUGUCGCUAGUGAAAGGAAGCCAUAAUUUUGAGACACUCACUAGAACGUUUUUUAGCGCAGCGGUACGCGCAAUACCAUUCGGGACGAAAUUACUGUUUUAAUAGGGCAUGUGGAUUUUAAGACUUUGAACUUAGCAAGGCUUCGGAGCAGAUUGCGAAAUGAGCAAAAUCUCUUGUUUAGUCCUAAAUAUAACUAAAUUAAAGAAGAAAAACGUCUUUGUCGCAAGCAGAAAUUUCUAUAGUACUUCUUUGACUAUGUGUUGUAGAAAUGACCUCUCUUCGGGGUGGAAUCAUCUUGAGCUUUACUCAGAUUGGUCUUAAAGUCCCAAGAGUGAUCAACAUGAAGUUUCUCUUAACAAUAUCAAAACAUUAUCAAAAGAAGAUGUUAGGAGAAGUACUAAAUUGAUGAACAAAGGAGAAGUACUUUGAUCUUUUAUCAAGUUCUCUCAACUAAUUCUAUAAGGCAAUGUAUGGACACUAGUGUGGAGAAUUUGUAUUUUUAUAUUGGGGCUUAAAGGGUUAAUGGUAAAUUUCUAGUUGUCCGAUGAGCAUUCACGUCCCCAUCUCAUAGUAGUUAACCCCCGGGGUUAUUUUUACCCUUUCAUUGCUUAUCACUUAAAGCGGAAAGGUUUUAAAAUCUAGACUACACUUUCGAUCUUUUUAACGUUGCUUUAAAAGUUGGAUGGUGCUAGUGUUAUCUUGUGAUUUGUUGUAGGAUGUUAAAGGGAACCCCAAGCCUGAAGAUGAAUGGCCAUCAGAAGACCAUUGGAAAGGGUGGUACCCCAGUCUCUUUUCUCACUCAUCAAAUGAAUCACAGCCGCAAAAGCAACAGGUU
Molecule: messenger RNA, 11728 nt
Organism: Porites lobata
Lineage: Eukaryota; Metazoa; Cnidaria; Anthozoa; Scleractinia; Poritidae
Source: the annotation of a GenBank genome assembly